Trypanosoma theileri is the source of this 1995-nucleotide messenger RNA. RefSeq lists its product as uncharacterized. The coding region runs from base 1 to 1995 and encodes 664 amino acids. The transcript has a single exon. NCBI's taxonomy places the organism in Eukaryota, Euglenozoa, Kinetoplastea, Trypanosomatida, Trypanosomatidae. The record is from RefSeq and is a predicted model, not a curated record. Gene Ontology annotation, molecular function: protein binding.
AUGAGUGUAUCUUCAGGAGAUAAUCUCGCUGGCAAAGAGGGGGAGUCCGUUACACAGAAUGGUGGGGGUGAAGUCUUUUCUAUUCCAAAUGAUGCUCUCGUUGAGCUUGACUCGAAGAGUGAUGUCAUCCGCGGGGAACUCGUACAGGUGAUCGUAGCAUGGCUUAUAGAUCAGGGACUGACAUCUUCAGCCCAGCUGCUGCGUGAUGAGGCAGCCACCCUGUUUCGCCAGGAGCACAAUGAACGAAAGACUCUUCGUGCUAUUUCCCGUGCUAUUCAUCAAGGUAAUUGGGAUGCAGCACAGACACAACUAAAAAAGUUAGAGUCUAUCGUUAAACCAAGUACAAGAGGAAACAAUGAAACACUCUCUAAAGUUGCAUUAUUACUUCAAUCAUUACCAUAUUUGCUUGUCCAACAACAAUUUCUAGAAUAUGUUGACGAAGAUGAUGGACAACGUGCUCAUGUUUUUUUCUUAAGAAGAAUUAAACCACUUGAAGGAACUAUAAAUAGGGAACAUUUUCAGCAGCUUAUUUAUAUGCUUACCUGCCAUAAUGUUUCAGAAGCGGGAGGAACAUUUCCAAUUUGGCGUGGUUGGACUCCUAUGAAAGGACGCUCCCAAAUUCAGUCUCUCAUAAACAGUGUCAUUGGUUAUAGUGAUCGAAGUCCAUACUGCCGACAGUAUGAAUUCAAUUUUGAUGGUGUUUCUAAUGCUGUUUUUAAAGAUCUUGAACAAAUAUUGGUUAAUUCACUUUCAUUUGAACUUGUAAAAUCACUAUAUCCAUCAUUUUUAGCUGGACGUACAAAAGAGACAGUAUUUUCUAUUUUUAGACCAUUGGGCGAACAAGUUAUCCCAUCAAAUCUCAUUGCAUCAGUCGACGUGAACAAGUUACGUGGAGAUAUUUCACUUGAGAAUGGGAGAGGUGUACGACUGACAGCAUGUCAUCCAUUUUUUCAGGUUCCAGCCAUAGCUGUUGGUACUUAUACAGGAUCUAUUGUAUGGAUUCCAUUAGAGAAUAAGGAAGGAGAGACAGCUAUUACUUCCCAUGGUACAUGUUGUAGACUUUAUCAAUAUUCUGCACCAGUGCGAGGUAUGACAAGUCAUGACCGUCAGAUACUUCUCUCAUGGAGUGGAUGUCAAGCCGUUGUUCUUAAUCUAGCAAGGUUUAUGGAUAAGAUGUUAGUUUUACCACCUUCUUCAGAGUACUUAACCGAAUGUGUGGCCAACACUUUUACACAUACUGCAGACGUUUAUUCUUCUUGUCUUUUUCCUUGUGGUUAUAUUCUCGCAACUGGACUUUCGGAUGGUGUCGUGACGGUAUGGGAUCUCUUGACAGGAGAAAAAAUGUUCCAGUUGAGUUUUAGCUCUUCACCUAUUGAAUCACUAACAGCGAAUCAGUCUGGCACUUGUUAUUUUGCAGCAUCAAAAGAAGGACUUAUUCGCGUUGUUGAUGUCACUACAGGUGUGCUCCUUUUUACCUUUGCUUCACCGGUAGCCAGCGAGGUAUCGUCAAUAGCACUUUCACCCUCAGCAUCUUUGUUACUUGUUUCGUAUAGCUGCGGAAUAAUUCGACUUUGGGACGUCUUAACAGGAGAUGUACUUCCUAAACGUUUUGAAGGUAUUGAAGGUAGUACACGUAGAUGCGCUAGGGUGUCGUUUGGUUGUGUUGAUACACAUAUCAUCAGUGGACAUGAUGAUGGUUCCUUGUAUAUUUGGGAUUCUGGAAGUGUGCGCUCAGAUCAACACUUACUCUCUGUGAAUCAGGCAAUCACAAGCAAAUAUCAUGAAGACUCCCAAAAAACUUUACCAGGAAUAUACUCUUCUACCACUCCUGAGCGAUAUCAUUGGUCAGUAGGGGAAGCCAUUCUACCUUCAAAACGUCUCAGGUUGCAUAAAUCUUCUAUCACUGAUGUCAAAUUUCAGCACAACUACGUUGUGACAUGUGGUGAUGACGGCAUUUUGUGUAUUUGCAGCAGCACAUCGAGACGUUCAUCAUAG